AUGUAUAAGAUAGUACAAGAAUUAUUGCAUUUUGGAUUAAUUCGUCCAUCUGAUCCUCCAUAUGCAGCACCAGCAUUACUAGUAGCUAAGCACGAUGGUACAUGGAGAAUGGCAGUAGAUUAUAAAAAAUUAAAUAAUAUUACUGUUAAGGAUAAUCAUCCAUUACCCAAUAUGGAGCAAGCAAUACAAUUAUUAGGUGCUGAAGCAAAUAAAUUUCUUGGUGCUCUUUCAUGGUAUCGUAAAUUUAUACCCAAAUUUGCAACAAUUGCUGCAUCCAUUCAUGCUAUAACAAACUUAACAAAAACAAAUAGACACAAAUUCGAAUGGGGUGCUUCUCAAUCUCAAGCGAUUUUACAAUUGAAACAAUUAUUAAUUACUUCUUCAUUAUUUCUUGAUUCUUCAGAUGAUAAUUAUCCUAUUAUAUUAACAACGGAUGCAUCAGAAAUUGGUAUUGGUGGUACAUUACAACAAAAUAUUAAUGGUGAAACAAAAAAUUUAUAUUAUCAUUCUCAAGUUACAUCUUCUACUCAACGACGAUAUGAUCCUAUUGAAUUAGAAGCAUUAGCGAUAUGGUUAUGUUUUCAACGAGUGCGAUCUCAUCUACUUGGUCAACGUAAUUGUUUAGCUGAUUAUUUAUCUCGUCAUCCAAUACAAAAUGAUGAAGAAAUAUUUGAUGAGGAUUAUGGCAUAAGCAUGUUAUUUCAGAGGGAACCAUCGGUGACGGUACAUACUCUUGUCAAUCAUCCUCCAGUUAUUGGUGCUGUUGUUACGCGUUCAAAAAUGAAACAAAUAAAACAACAACAAAAUGAAAAUGACAAAAUUACACCACCCACUGUAAAUGAUAUACCAUCAUCGUCAAGUAAAGACAAAAUUGAACAUUCAAAUUAG
This is a messenger RNA of Rotaria sordida, 888 nucleotides long. The record is from the annotation of a GenBank genome assembly. Lineage: Eukaryota; Metazoa; Rotifera; Eurotatoria; Philodinida; Philodinidae.